Messenger RNA from Dendronephthya gigantea, 1878 nucleotides. Its product is annotated as protein unc-13 homolog C-like. NCBI's taxonomy places the organism in Eukaryota, Metazoa, Cnidaria, Anthozoa, Malacalcyonacea, Nephtheidae. The record is from RefSeq and is a predicted model, not a curated record. Gene Ontology annotation, molecular function: single-stranded RNA binding. Gene Ontology annotation, biological process: retrotransposition. Gene Ontology annotation, cellular component: ribonucleoprotein complex. The coding region runs from base 3 to 806 and encodes 267 amino acids. The transcript has a single exon.
AUAUGGCGACUAGACAAAACGCCUCCAAGCGCGCUGCGCAAUAUUCAAGUUGUUCUAACCUGUGUACGCCAACUAAAGCAGUCAAAUCAAAAAUUCACAAACCUAACACACCCAUGAUGCAAACGAACACAAAAGAAGAAGGAAACGACAAUGAAAUGAAGCAAAUCUACGACAUGUUUAAAACUGUCAUGACGAAAUUGGAGAAGCUGGACAGCAUCGAGACAGAUUUGAAGGAAAUUAAAACAUCACUGGAAUACGCACAUGCCGAAAUAAAAGAUCUGAAGAAAGAGAAUGAAACAAUGAAAGCGGACCAAGCGAAAUCGAGUGAAAGAAUCCAAAAUUUAGAGCGCAACAACAACACGUUACGAGACAAAGUAAUUGACCUUCAGGCAAGGUCGAUGCGUGACAAUCUGUUGUUUUUUAACAUGCCUGAAAACGACAAGGAAAAUACAACAGAAAUGAUCCACGAAUUACUGGAGACAAAAAUGGGGAUGGAAGACGCAAGAAAUAAUGUAAAGAUCGACCGAUCUCAUAGAAUUGGAAGAAGGAAAGAAGGAAACCGUAAACCGAGACCUAUUGUGGUAAAAUUCAAUUACCACCAAGACAGGGAAUUUGUGCGUCUAAAUGCAAGAAAGCUGAAGGGCACAACUAUCGGAGUAUCUGAACAGUUUCCUGAAGAAAUUGAAACCAUUCGAAAGUCUCUGUAUCCCGAACUAAAGAAAGCCAAAUCGGAAGGUAAAAGAGCCAGAAUUGUAAAGGAUAAACUCAUUAUCGAAGGGCAAGUUUUUAAUUUUAACAGAUGUUGAAAUUUGAUACGUUUAUACUAUAAUAUACUAUAAUCUUCUUAUUGUGUAUUUACCGGCCAAACAAACAUUUACAGUAACUAAAAACCUUUUAAAUGGCUACUCUUAACAAUAAACAAAAGAAAACCUGCGCUUCUUGCUAUAAAAUAAUUAAAGAAACGCAAAAGUCAACAGUAUGUCUUACAUGCGGUAAAUGGUUUCACGCUAGGUUAGCAUGCGUAAAAUCAUUUAACACCACUUCAGAUAUAGAUAAAACAAUCGAUGUGUGUCAAAAUUGUUUAAUUGAUACUUUGCCAUUUCAAACGCUGGAUGAUUUUGAAUUUGAAUUUAAUAUUUUUAACGGAAACAAUAUCAGUGAAGACAAUAUGGAUAGACUAAAGCAUUUAAAAUUCAACCCGUUCGACACAAAUAAUAAUAUAGCGUUGUCUGAGAACAACGAAGAUUUAGAUAUAAGCCAGACUAAAAUAAACUGUGAAUAUUACCUGCCAGACGAUUUCAAUCAAAAAACAAAUAGAGCGAAUCUUAGUAAUACUAAUAGCCUUUCACUGAUGCACUUAAAUACUAGAAGCAUAGCUAAUAAAUUUGAUUCCUUUAAACAACUUAAAAACUCAUUCAACAUACCGUUUCAAAUAAUUGGCUUAACUGAGACGUGGCUAAAUGAUAGUAAUGAUGAUCUCUUUAUGCUAGAAAAUUACGAUUUUGUAAAUGCAAAUAGAUGCAAUAAAAACGGCGGAGGAGUAGGUAUUUACAUCUCACACCAAAUGAAAUAUAAAUUACGUACUGACCUAAACUUAAACGAAGAAAACACUAUUGAGUCAGUAUUUAUUGAACUUAUAACAGCGGCUGGUAAAAACAUAAUAAUAGGUGUAAUAUACAGACCACCAAACAAUAAAAUAAAUGAAUUUGAAAACAAAAUUAAUGAAAUACUAGGUAAAAUAGAUAAAGAAAAUAAGACAUGCUAUCUUAUGGGGGAUUUCAAUAUUGACUUACUUAAAUCAGAAUCUUGUGAUUACACAAAGAGAUUUCUAGAGGUAUUAUUUACAUCAUCAUACAUUCCACUUGUGUUGAGACCAAC